Messenger RNA from Kogia breviceps (pygmy sperm whale), 3883 nucleotides. NCBI's taxonomy places the organism in Eukaryota, Metazoa, Chordata, Mammalia, Artiodactyla, Physeteridae. The record is from RefSeq and is a predicted model, not a curated record.
CCCACAGCGAGGGGAGCGGGCGGCGGUGAGUAGGCGGCGGCCGGCCGGGCCGGGCCAUUUGGGCAGAGGCUGCUCGGGCAGGUCCGAGCAGGGCCGGGCGGGAAGCAGGCAGCCGAGCCGGGACCCCGCUUCGGAGCCCAAGCGAGGACUCCGAGGCCGCGGCCCCGCCUCCUCCCCGCCCGGCGCCCGCCGCUAGCGGGUCGCGCCCCGAGCUCCAAGCCGCGCCGGCUGGGCCGCGCCGGAGCCACAGCCGCAGCCGGAAACCGGCUCGAGCCGGGCCCGAGAGUGAAGCCCGGUCCCGGCGGCGCCCGGAGCCGGGCCUGAGCCCCGCGCGCCUCAUGGCGGGGCCUCGGGUCGCUCUGCUGGCCUGGUGCCGCCGCCAGUGCGAGGGCUACCGCGGCGUGGACAUCCGCGACCUGAGCAGCUCCUUCCGAGACGGCCUGGCCUUCUGCGCCAUCCUGCACCGGCACCGGCCCGACCUGCUAGAGUUUGAUUCACUUUCCAAGGACAAUGUCUUCGAGAAUAACCGUUUGGCCUUUGAAGUGGCUGAGAAGGAGCUGGGUAUCCCUGCUCUGCUGGACCCCAGUGACAUGGUCUCCAUGAGCGUCCCUGACUGCCUCAGCAUCAUGACCUACGUGUCCCAAUAUUACAACCACUUUGCCAGCCAUGGCCAAGCCGGGGUCUCAUCACCCAGAAAGGGCCUGGCAGCAUCCUCCCCGCCAUCCAAAGCACCCACUCCUGCGGAACCAGGAGACGGGGCUCAGGGUGACGAGUGCUCCUCGGGCAGCCUGUCGGAGCAGGGCGCCCACCGGACCCCCAGCAGCACGUGUGCGGCCUGCCAGCAGCACGUGCACCUGGUGCAGCGUUACCUGGCUGACGGCAAGCUGUACCACCGGCACUGCUUCCGGUGUCGGCGGUGCUCCAGCACCCUGCUCCCCGGAGCUUACAGGAGUGGGCCAGAGGAGGGCACCUUCGUGUGUGCGGAGCACUGUGCCAGGCUGGUCCCCAGUGGGCGGUCAGGGGCCAGGCCUGCACUUCCCCCACAGCCAAAGCAGCAGCAACUUACAGAAGAAGCCAAGGAUGUGGAGAGAGGCGGCCCCAGCCCUAAUGCGGCUGCAGGGGCCGAGGUGGACGUACCCAAGGCCGGCCCCGAGGACCGAUCCCAGAUCCCCACCAAGCCCUGGGUUCCCGGCAAACCACAGGAGCUGGCCAGCACCCCAGGCAGCCGCCCCACACCUGCCCCCAGGAAGGCCUCUGAGAGCACAGCCCUGACGCUCCCCACGCCCCGGCCCCGGUCCAGCCUGCAGCAGGAGAACUUGGUGGAGCAGGGAGGCGGCAGUGGCCUGGUGAAUGGGAAGCUGCAUGAACCCCCCAUCCCCAAGCCCAGAGGGACACCCAAGCUGUCAGAGAGGACACCAGCCCCCAGGAAAGACCCCCCAUGGAUCACACUGGUGCAGGCAGAGCCAAAGAAGAAGCCAGCCCCCCUGCCCCCGAGCGGCAGCCCCGGGCUGCCGCCACCAGGCCGGGAUAGCAGGCAGGUGGAGAACGGAGGUGUGCAUGAGGUGGCCCCAGGGGGCCCGGAGGUGGCUGGCCCGGAGCCCAAGCCCUACAACCCCUUCGAGGAGGCAGAGGAAGAGCCCCCAGCUGCACCCCGCCCGGCCACCGGCUCUGCCCCGACUCACCCAGAGUGCACACCCAAGUCCCUGCACCCCUGGUACGGCAUCACUCCCACGAGCAGCCCCAGGACAAAGAAGCGCCCUGCCCCCCGAGCACCCAGUGCGUCCCCCCUUGCUCUCCACACCUCCCGCCUGUCACACUCGGAGCCACCCUCAGCUACCCCGUCGCCAGCCCUCAGUGUGGAAAGCCUGUCAUCCGAGGGCUCCAGCCAGCCUCCAAGUGGGGAGCUUCUGGAGCCGCCAGUUGUGCCCAAGAGCUCCUCAGAGCCUGCUGUCCAUGCCCCUGGCACCCCUGGGACCUCGGCCAGCCUCUCUGCCAACUCCUCCCUGUCCUCCUCUGGGGAGCUGGUGCAGCCCAGUGUGGACCGGACACCUCAAGCCAGCCCUGGCCUUGCUCCCAAUACUAGGGGCAGCCCAGGUCCCCCUCCAGCCAAGCCCUGCAGUGGCACUGCUCCCACCCCUCUCGUGCUGGUUGGAGACAAGAGUCCUGUGCCUUCGCCUGGAACCUCAUCCCCGCAGCUCCAGGUAAAGUCUUCCUGCAAGGAGAAUCCUUUUAACCGGAAGGCAUCACCCACGGCGUCCCCAACCGUAAAGAAGGCCACCAAGGGCUCCAAGCCAGCGAGACCGCCUGCCCCAGGACACGGCUUCCCGCUCAUCAAACGCAAGGUUCAGGCUGACCAGUACAUCCCCGAGGAGGACAUCCACGGAGAGAUGGACACCAUCGAGCGCCAGCUGGAUACCCUGGAACACCGUGGGGUCCUGCUGGAGGAGAAGCUGCGUGGUGGAGUGAAUGAGGGCCGUGAGGAUGACAUGCUGGUGGACUGGUUCAAGCUCAUCCACGAGAAGCAUCUGCUGGUUCGGCGGGAGUCCGAGCUCAUCUAUGUCUUCAAGCAGCAGAACCUGGAGCAGCGCCAGGCCGAUGUGGAGUAUGAGCUCCGGUGCCUUCUCAACAAGCCAGAAAAGGACUGGACAGAGGAGGACCGGGGCCGAGAGAAGGUGCUGAUGCAGCAGCUCGUGACCCUCAUCGAGCAGCGCAACGCCAUCGUCAACUGCCUAGAUGAGGACCGGCAGAGGGAGGAAGAGGAAGAUAAGAUGUUGGAAGCCAUGAUCAAGAAGAAAGGUAGGGCCCCUCCUGGGGCUCCGGCCCACUUGAACUCCUGGAGGGUGGGGGAGUUCCAGAAGGAGGCUGAACCCGAGGGCAAGAAGAAGGGGAAGUUCAAGACCAUGAAGGUGCUGAAGCUGCUAGGAAACAAGCGUGAUACCAAGAGCAAGUCCCUGGGAGACAAGAGCUAACAGCGCGGGCUGCCAGCUGGGGACUCCACCGCUCCUGGCUCGGCCCCCGGGCUGUGCUCUGCCAGGGAUGCCCGGCUUCCCUUCGGGAUCAGUCGAGGGGAAAGAUGACUUAAGGGGAGGGAGCCUCUGGGUGAUGGCCUCUCCCUCCUCAGGGUCCUCUGGCUGGUCUGGGCUAAAGAGUUUUCUUCCCUCUCCUCUGAGCCACCGGCAGCUGCGCCUCAGCCCUGCGCAGCCUGGUUUUGAUGACCCCAGAUGCUGUGACUGACCCCGGGAGCGAGCUGGCUCGUGGGUCCGGGGAGCGGCCGCAGCCGAGCACCCCGCCCCUCGUCGCCCCCAGCACCUGGCCUGCCGUGCCGGCAGCUCCGUGGUCCCUCUUCCCUUCUGUAGCACGUGCAGGGGAGCCUUACCUGUCAGAGUCUUUGGGUCUUUCUGCCCACGAGGUCGGCCCGGGGUGGACCUCUGGCCUGGGUCUCCCGCUCCUGCCCUCGUUCUGAGUCCCUGUCUUCCUUUCGGUGCAGGCGGCCCUGACUCUCUCCUCACUCAGGACCUCUAUUUAUGAAGUCUCUUAAUUAAGUUCGAGGUAGUUACUGUGUCCUUAGACACGAAUGGGCCUGGACGGAUCCCGCCCUCUGUUCCUCAGAGUUCUAGGAGCUUCCGUCAUCUGCCCUCAUUCUGUAGGAGGUCUCCCUGUCCAGGACACCGUGCUGGAGUGGGUGGGAGCUGAGUGCUGAGCCCCUGCAGGGGGGGUCCCGGGGAGGCAGGCCCCAGCUGCAGUUCUGGCCCCUGCCCCGCAGCCAGAUCAGCAGCAGGCGGGGCUGCUGCCGUAGGUGCUAACCCUGGUCCUUUACCACGCUGCAGCCGGCCCCUCCUUUAGGCUCUCCCCGUCACCCCAGGCCUGGGGCGCAGCGGACCCA